AUGGAGUGGAAACCUGCUCAGUUUGACGUCUCAGGUUACCCUCCAGAUCUUGUUCUAACAAACAAUCUGGACGUGGAUCCUGAUUUCGUAGACAACUUCGCUCGUUGUGCCAGGUGGUGUGCAGAUGGAUCCAGCUUCCUCGUCCAGUGCGAAAACCGGUCGUUUCAACUCUUCAAUAUUCGCACACAGCUCUCCGCUCACCAUAAGCGCACAUUCUCGCAGUCCUCAGCGGUCGUUAAUUUUGCUUGGUAUCCUGGGGCAUCAUCCAAUAACGCUCCAGCUUACUGUUUCGUCGCUUCUGUGCGUGAUUGUCCAGUGAAGCUUCUGGAUGCUUCAGAUGGAAGGCUGAGGGCCUCAUACCCGAUCAUCGAUCAUCGCGAGAGGUUCAUCGCUCCUCAUAGUCUCGCAUUCAACUUGACAGCUGACAAACUAUACUGUGGUUUCGAAGAUGCCAUCGAGAUCUUCGACAUACAACAACCUGGAGAGGGCGAUCGGCUCCCGACCACGCCUUCUAAGAAAAGCAAGGAUGGCCUCAAAGGCAUCAUAUCUAGCAUAGCUUUCUCCUCUUCUUAUGACUAUUACGCGAUCGGCAGCCUAACGCCUUCCUCACAAGCGAUGGAUAAUAUUGCAUUGUAUUCGGAGUCAAGCCAAGCAGCUAUCAUGCCUGUAGGAGGCGCAGAUUCUCAUUCCGGAGUCACGCAGCUAAAGUUCAACCCCACAAAACCGCACAUUCUAUAUGCUGCAUUUCGUCGACACGAUGCUAUAUAUGCAUGGGAUCUUCGCAGCGAUACAUCUGUACCUGUAAAAGUCUUCAAGGCAGCCCCUGGUCCUCGCAAAACCCGGACUAAUCAAAAAAUCGAAUUCGACAUAGAUUACGCUGGAAGAUGGUUAAGCGUCGGUGAUCAGGAUGGAUGUGUUUCGGUGUUUGACCUUGAAGAUUCGGACGAACUGGAUGUAAUUGGCUGCGUGGCAUUUCAUCCCCUACGCUCUAAUCUCCUGUCAAUAUCGGGCUCACGCCAUUUUGAUGAGGAUAUGAGGGAGGGUGAUUCUAAUAGCUCCGACGAGGAUUCAACAGACCAGGAGUCGGAUUCUGAGAGCCAGAAUAUUAUCGCAGUGUCAACGCGCCGACCACUUCCAUAUGUCAAGGACUCUUCUUUGAAGCUGUGGUCAUUCGAACCCACGCGGACUGUACAACACGCUUGA
Molecule: messenger RNA, 1203 nt
Organism: Suillus plorans
Lineage: Eukaryota; Fungi; Basidiomycota; Agaricomycetes; Boletales; Suillaceae
Product: WD40-repeat-containing domain protein
Exons: 10
Coding region: 1-1203 (400 amino acids)
Molecular function (GO): protein binding
Source: RefSeq, a predicted model, not a curated record